Molecule: messenger RNA, 2000 nt
Organism: Branchiostoma floridae (Florida lancelet)
Lineage: Eukaryota; Metazoa; Chordata; Leptocardii; Amphioxiformes; Branchiostomatidae
Product: zinc transporter 7-like
Biological process (GO): intracellular zinc ion homeostasis; zinc ion transport; transmembrane transport
Cellular component (GO): Golgi apparatus; membrane
Molecular function (GO): zinc ion transmembrane transporter activity
Source: RefSeq, a predicted model, not a curated record
GUACUUCCGGUUCCUGUAUGUAGUCUAGAACAGCCAAAAGAAAGGGGGGUAGAGUAGAGUAGCAAUGACUCUUCAUAUUACUACAGUAAAAUCGGCGUCAAUUUUGCCUUCGAUUUAAGAAAGAGGGGGUAGACUUAGUUUUCAUGAUUUCUAGUAAUUUAGGCCUCUCGCUAACGGAAGAUAUGCUGGAUAGCACCUUUGAAUGAGAGAUUUCUAGACUACUUUCUAAACCGGAAAUACAGCUGUAUUUUCCCAGAACCCGGGUAGAAGGCUGCAGUAAUCUUCAGUGUGCCAUGCCAGUUUCCCGGCCCUGAAUUCUCUCUCAAAACGGUUCCGAGAUCGCUGCAAUGUUGCCCCUGCACGGGAAAGAUAAGGAGUUUAAGCAGGGAAUCGGGAAAAGUCUACAGAGGAAAAUUUCUAGCUGGAUUCGUGCAAUCUUCUCCGACCCGACGUCGAAUCUCUUCGCGUUCCUGACUUUGAAUCUUUCCUUCGCGAUCGUGGAGCUUCUGUACGGAAUAUGGACGAACAGUCUCGGGCUCAUCUCAGACUCAUUCCACAUGUUCUUCGACUGCACGGCUCUCCUGGCUGGCCUCGCUGCUUCUGUUGUCUCCAGAUGGAGAUCUACUGAGAACUUUUCUUAUGGGUUUGUACGAGCUGAAGUUCUGGCAGGCUUCAUCAACGGUCUCUUCCUGCUGUUCAUCGCCUUCUUCAUCUUCUCUGAAGCUGUAGAGAGGAUAGUGGAAGUUCCCGAGGUGCACCAUGAGCGUCUGAUGGUGGUGUCAAUCAUGGGGUUCGUGGUGAACCUGGUGGGCAUCUUCGUGUUCCAGCACGGAGGGGCGGGGCACGGACACUCGCAUGGAGGUGGAGGCCAUGGUCACUCCCACGCUAACGGUGGGGUCAGCCACGGUCAUGGUCACAGUCACGGGGGUCACGGACAUUCCCACAGUCAUGGACACGGACACUCCCAUGGACUAGGUUUAGGAGGAGAUGACUGCACAGAACCACAACAACCGUCAUCAUCACAGAACCAGAUACUUAAAGGUGUCUUCCUGCACAUCCUUGCCGACACGCUAGGGAGCGUCGGUGUGAUCAUCUCAGCCUUCCUCAUGCAGCAGUUUGGCUGGAUGAUAGCAGACCCCAUCUGUUCCAUGAUUAUAGCUACACUUAUAGGAGUUAGUACGAUCCCGUUGAUACGUGACUCCGUCAGCAUCCUGAUGCAGAGGACACCAUACGACCUUGACCAUCAACUGCCGGGCUGCUAUCAAAGAGUAAUGGCACUGGAGGGAGUCUACAGUGUACACGAACCCCACUUCUGGACCCUCUGCAGUGAUGUCUACAUCGGAACAGUCAAGGUCGAGGUUGCCCCAGAAGCAGACGCCAAAUAUAUCCUGAGUGCCACACAUAACAUCUUCACACAGGUCGGUGUGAGACAACUCUACGUGCAAAUCGACAGGGCGGAGAUGUGAGGAGGAACGGACCAUUACAGAAACAGGGAGGACAGGCUCCUGUUUCCUCCUCCCUGUACGAACAAGUGAAAUAGUCUAGUCCUGGUUCAGCUUGAUGCAGUCAUUGAAGCUUUUAUUUUAGACUUUGAGGUAGGAUUUUCACCAAAAGUCCUCUAUGGUUUGAACCACAUUAUAUAUUUUCUGAUGAUGACAUUCUUUGUAGACACUGAAUCUGAUGUCGGAAUGUAUGAAAAGUACUUCACCCCCAAAAAAGUGAGAAUUUUUUUUGGAUUAACUUUCAGUAAAGUUGGUAGAGUAUAGAACACAGAAAAUCGACCAAAAUCAUUACACAUGACCAGCAAAACUGAGUUACUUUUAGCAAUUGUUUAAACCUAAAACAUACAAUAGGUUCAACUUUUUAAACCUUUAUCUGUCAAUCUUUACAAGGAUGUCAUCUCCAGAAACUAGAUCAUGUGGUUUAUUGAAGUUAUGUCAAUAUCUUUUAAUCUGAAAAGUGCCCUAUGUAUAAUUAUUGUAUGAUCAUAAAUGCUGCCA